UAUUUUUGUUCAGUGUAUGCUUGACGAGGGAAUACCAGGAAGGAAAUUUGACCUGCGUGCGCUGAGCACUGAGCAGCACUCACACCCCCUGCUGCGCUGCGAAGGAAGGUUCUACUGUAGCCAGUACUAUAGCUUCGUAUUGUAUGCGUUCUCGGAGAAUUUCUCCACUUUGAAUUCAUUCCUCGUGAGCGCACAGCGCAGUGUCUCAUUACAACUGCUCUAGUUAUUUAAUGUGACCUGAAUACAAAACGGACCUGAUAAAAGGCUUGUUGAACGAGCUGAUAAACGUCAUUCCCGCACAUUUUUUGGUCAAUAAGAUGCUUGACACACAGUAGCCAAAGUUAGCUCAACUGGCCUGUUUAUUCGGACUGCAACCUAUCAUCGAAAAUGACUUGGUUGACAGUGUGACAGCAACGGAUCCUCUGUCACCCAAGAAGCUAUACGACCCGGACCCGCCAGAGGAAAAACCCCCCAGAAACAUCGGAGGCUGUUGUCUCAAAGAGGUAGCUUGCAGUGAUGUCCAAGGCAACGAAGUCAGCCUCCAAGUCUCGGUCCCACUCCCGCUCCAGAAGCAGCUCACGAUCCAGAUCUCGGAAACAUUGCUACAGCUCUAGGUCCCGCACUCGCUCGCGCUCCAGAUCUCGUUCUCCAUCCCACAAUAACCGAGAGCGGAACUACCCAAGGGAGUACCAGAAUAAUAACCGCGAGUUCCGGGGCUACCAUCGAGGCUUCCGGAGGCCCUACUACUUCAGAGGCCGAGGGCGUGGCUACUUCCCACGGGGACGCUUCCAGAGGGGUGGGGGACGCGGCUAUAACAACUACCGCCCCAAUAACUGGCAGAACUACAGGCAGCACCCCCAACAACAGCACCCCCAACAACAGCAGCAACAACAACAGCAGCAGCAACAACCCCACAGCCCGAGACGGGGACGAUCCCGUACCCCUAAAAAGCGCUCUGGUAGCCCUCAUUCCCACAGCCACUCCAAGUACUCGGACCGCUCUUCCUCGCCCCGAUCCCGGCGCUCCCACCGCUCCUCUUCCUCACAUUCCUCCUCUCCCACACGUAGGUCAGGCUCUGGGUCGACUACGCAGAACUCUAAGGAUGUCAAGGAGGAGCGUUCUGCCUCCAAGGAGGUCCAGAAGAAAGGAGGAGGAGGAGGAGGAGGACAUGGUGAGCCCGUGGAGAUCACAGGGGGGUCUGCAGGGCCUGAUGGGGGCGCCAGUGGGGACAAGCCUAAGGCUGACUGGCAGGGCGUGACGGAUCACAGCAGCAGCCCAAAGGGGUCAAGUCCUCAGGUGCGCUCAGCUGUUAUCAUUGGUCAGGGCGCUCCAGCUUCGACCCAGUCUAGUCCCUCUCCUAAAAGCACUAAUGCUAAUGGCCCCAAUUACAAUGGUGCCCCCUCAUGGCAGAUACAGACGGUGGACAGUUCACCUUCCACCAAAAGCCCUUCUCAGAAAAGCCCCACACCUGUGUUCUCUGGCUUUGGCUUCUUCUCUAAAGACGACAACCUGGCAGGAGAUAAAGCAGCUAUCUCCUCAGUGUUCAAAAGGUUCUUGGAAGAGCACAAUCGUAAGAAAAAGCAGUCCGGUUGGGAGAAUGGCAGAGAGAUGGAAACCAAUGGUGGGGAUGUGGAGUGGGAGAAAGGGAAUGGCAUGAAGGCCACUGGGGGCAUCUUUGACAGAGAGCCCGACAAAGGGGAGAAUGAGAAGUACAAGUACAGGGAAGACUUUGAUGAUGAAGGGAACGUGUUGUUGAACCAUUUCUUGAAAGCCUCCCCUUUCUUUUCCUGCGAUGGGGAGGAAGAGGAGUUGAUACCCAAGCCCCGUCCCAAGGUGCUCCGCAAAGAGCAUGACCGGGAGGACGACGAGUCGCCCAAGCCCAAGAGCAAAGUCACCCUCUCGGCCCGUGAGCUAUUUGAGGAGCGCUUCGGCAAGUGGGAGGACCUGGCCUACUUGCAGGUGGCUGCCAAAGACGAUGAUCUUGAUGCCAUGGCGGAGGAGAUUUACCGCAGCCGGAAGGAGGAGAAGGCUGCGGCCAUAGCUGCGGCCUUGGCCAAGAGAGAGGCCAUAGCGGGCAUGCUCAGAGGCUUCUCCCCGGAGAACGUCAGCAAAGACAGGAGGAAGGAGAAAGCAGCCUCCAGCCCGUCCCCCACACCCGCACCACGGAGGAACUCUGACCGAGAGAUGUUCAUAGUCAGGCGGGAGGACUCUCCCCCAAGGGCCUCUGGGAAAAGAAGAGCGGAGUUCAGUGUCAGAAUGGAUUCUCUCAGAGAUGACGUGGCAAGCUCCUCUGGUGUUAUGGUUGGUGAGCGAAGGUUAUCACGGGAUCUUGUGCAUCCUACUAAAAAGGAGCAGGAGUUUCGCUCUGUCUUCCAGCACAUUCAGGCCACACAGUUACAAAGGAGUCCCUCAGAGCUGUUUGCACAGCACAUUGUCACCAUUGUCCACUACAUAAAAGCACAGCACUUUCCAUCCAACGGAAUUACUCUAAAUGAGCGAUUUGCCAUGUACCAAAGAAGAGCUGCACAAAAGGAAAUGAUGAAGCCAAGAAAAAGCCCAGAGAUACACAGGAUAAUUGAUGUUUCUCUCAGUGCUUUUAAGAAACACUCUCACCUGUUUGAGGGGAUGAAAAGCUCCGGGGAUGGCAGUUACAAGGACGAAGGUAAAAAAAUGAAGGGUGACUCAAUGGACCUUCGUCUGGAUAUUGAGCGCCGUAAAAAAUAUUCCACCCGGGAGAGAGAUUAUAAACAGGAUGGGGGGAGAGAUUCAGGAGACUCCCCAGAGGCUAGCAGGGAGAGGUCCGUUGAGAAAUCCUCCAAGCACCACAAGAAGUCCAACUCUUCCUCCAGGAAAAACAAGAAGAAGCAAUCUCGCUCUCGCUCCUCCUCUUCAUCUGCCGAAUCUCACAGGGGAGGAGACUAUCCCCACAAGGAGCCUGAGUUCAAAGACGAGGGCUUUAACAAGGCCAGGCUGGGGCCUCGGGGGGACUAUGGCGGCCCCACGGAGAGGGGACGAGGACGCGGAGGCUUUCAAUUUAGAAUAAGAGGAAGGGGCUGGAACAGGGGAAAUUACCAGGGAAACAAUGCCAACGGUAAUCCCCCUAACAUGGGCAUACCAGUUCACCCCAAGAAUGAGGACUGGGACCCGGAGUACACCCCCAAGAGCCGAAAAUACUACUUGCAUGAUGACAGGGAGGGCGAGAGGAAGUGGGUGGACAACCGAGGACGGGGGAACUUCCUCCGUGGCAGCAGGGGCCGUUUCAUUAUCCGGAAGGCCAGCGUUGGCCCACCCAACAACCACACCAACAACAACAGCAGCCCCAAGUGGACACAUGACAAGUUCCAGGUCAACGGGGGGGAGGAGGAGGACGAGCCCCAGGAGGAGGAAGCAGAGCAGGACCACAAAGACCAGGAGAAGUCUGAAGACAUGGAAAACACUGAGCAGUGAGGGAGCUCAGGGAGAGAGAAACAUUGUACCAGCACAGUGGCAAUGUUCUACUGUCUCAAGUCAUCUGGGUCGUGUUCAAAUGGAUGAAAACAGACUGAAACAGGGGAGGAAAGGACUACCUGGACUUGUCCAGUAACGAACACUGUCCAAUAAGAACUACCUGGACUUGUCCAAUAAGAAAAGACCCUGCUCUCAGCCUUUAUCCAUCACAAUGGCUGCACUUGGGAGAGAGUUACCCGUGCACAAAAACACACAUUAGGAAUCAAUCAGGACUCUCUUUGACACAAUAUCUUUACGCAACAUUAUGUUAUACUUUUGUCAGGGUAUAGCUGACUUGUGUUUUAUCUGCUUAUAGUAGAAACACUGUUAGACAGUGAACUGCUGUGUUGGAAUAGGAAAUAUACAUAACCAACCUCUGCGCUUGAUAGGUUAGCACUAUGAACAGUGCAUUGUGGGGUGUUAUGCCUCUUAGUACAGGGCUGAUGCAACAUUGCAUAACACUUUUUUUAUAUCUUGAUGCGAGAAAGUCACACUUUUUUUGCAGAGCAUGACAAGAGGAUAUUUUUGUGCCUUAGAUUUGUUCAAAUAUGUCAGACACAUUUUUAUCUAAUGAAAUUACUUUUGAGGCCAAACAGAUUAAUACUAUACUAGAAGAUAAACAUUUUAUUUAUUUAUUUUAUAGUAGUGAUAAAUCGUACACAAUUAUACAGUAGAUAUAUUUUUAGACUAGUCAACCCCAGAAAAUGCAGUAUACUGUUUUAGGAUUCAACAAUGUAACCUACGGAUUCAAAUACGUAACCUGCAUGUUCAACUACGUAACAUACGUAGUUGAUUUCAAACACGUAGCAUUCAACUACGUAACAUUCAAAUACGUAACAUUCAAAUACGUAACAUUCAACUACGUAACAUUCAACUUUGUAGCAUGUUUUUGGAUUCUACUAGGCUAAAGUACAGCUAGAGGCAAUCGAAUCCCCUUUUUACAUGACAACUGGGCCAGUUUCUAAUGGUCUAUAUGGUUUAGACCGUAUGGUUUAUAGUGGUCUUGCGAGUCCAGCAUCUUGCAAAUGACCCCUCUGACAAUGGGACCAAAUCGGGACAAAGGUUAUAUUCUACAGACCUGCAUUGUGGAGUGAAACAAGAGGCUCACAGUCCCCCAGAAGAGCAAACAGCAGUGGUGGAAAAAGUACCCAAUCGUCAUACUUGAGUAAAAGUAAAGAUACCUUAAUAGAAAAUGACUCAAGUAAAAGUUGAGUCUCCCAGUAAAAUUCUACUUGAGUAGAAGUCUAAAAGCAUUUGAUUUUAAAUAUACUUAAGUAUCAAAAGUUAAUUUAAAAAUAUAUAUAUACUUUUAAAGUAUAAAUCAUUUAAAAUUCCUUAUAUUAAUCAAACCAGACAGCACUAUUUAGUUGU
Molecule: messenger RNA, 4857 nt
Organism: Salmo salar (Atlantic salmon)
Lineage: Eukaryota; Metazoa; Chordata; Actinopteri; Salmoniformes; Salmonidae
Product: thyroid hormone receptor-associated protein 3
Biological process (GO): positive regulation of transcription by RNA polymerase II; mRNA processing
Cellular component (GO): mediator complex; exon-exon junction complex
Molecular function (GO): DNA binding; transcription coregulator activity; mRNA binding
Source: RefSeq, a predicted model, not a curated record